AUUCGAAAAAUAUUAAACAAGUAAGCAUCAAUAUAAAACAAGAAGGUUCAAAUCGAUUCCUUUAGCAUCUAAUAAAUCUGACUUAGCUAUCAAGAGAAAUAUUUCAAGCGAAAGCAUCAGGAAUUACAUUAGGUUUGAGGAAAAUAAAAAUGUUGAUGUGUAAAUAAAAGUGGGUUUUAGCUAAAUCGUAUAAAAAAGAAUAAAAAUAGGGGGUAAUGAGUAAAAAUGAGCCAAAAAUUAAGAUAGAACUAAAUAAAUAAAUUGGAAGAAACUAAUUCAGCAACUUAGCUAUUUUUUUAUGGGUAAUAAAAUCGAAAUUUGGUUAGCGUGUUCUUUACAAGACAGGGAAGGAUUUGAAGUAACUUUAAUGAAUUUUGAUUAAGCAAUUAAGAAAGAUUUAGAAGAUUCUGAGUAUUAUUUUAAUAAAGGUAAAAUUAAAAAUGGAUGACUUUUUAGCUAAUACUCUAUUUAAAAUUAACAGAUUU
Messenger RNA from Paramecium octaurelia, 485 nucleotides. Lineage: Eukaryota; Ciliophora; Oligohymenophorea; Peniculida; Parameciidae. The record is from the annotation of a GenBank genome assembly.